This is a messenger RNA of Phragmites australis (common reed), 3052 nucleotides long. Its product is annotated as probable methyltransferase PMT3. The coding region runs from base 890 to 2737 and encodes 615 amino acids. The transcript is spliced from 8 exons. Gene Ontology annotation, molecular function: methyltransferase activity. The record is from RefSeq and is a predicted model, not a curated record. Gene Ontology annotation, cellular component: cytoplasm; endosome; trans-Golgi network. Lineage: Eukaryota; Viridiplantae; Streptophyta; Magnoliopsida; Poales; Poaceae.
UUAGCUAUUGUGGAUUGUUUUGCCCCUUUCUUCUUCUCUGACACCCUCUUCUCCUUCCUCCUUGCACCAACUCCGGUGGUGACCUUUUUCUUGCUGGUCGCCCUCCCAGCAUUCCUCGAAAAGUUGCCACCAUGCCCACACAUGACCGAAGGCAUUAUUCACCAUCUGCAUCCCGUGCGCGUGCACGUGGUUAAAGAUGCUCUCUUUGGAUAAGUCACCAGUGGCUCCCAUAUCCUUGUACGGCGUCAGAAGCCUGGGGAGCAGUGGGCAGCAAGCAAGCUGGAUUCAAGAAGUAGCGCAGCCUGAGCCAGCAAUGAGCUCGCCUCGAGGAGCAGUGGCGAGCAUAAUAGAUUGGGAGUUGUACAGCUUCGUCCAUGGGAGGAUCUCUGCCAGCACCAUGGAUGGGUCUCAGCAUCGACCAGAGCUUGCACGAUGCCGGCAUCCCCGAACCACGCGUACUCGAGCGUGCCGCAGCAGUUGGGUAGGGAGAGGGCGCGCCGAGGAUGAUGUGGGAGAUGCGGUAGGGUGCGGUGAGGUUGAGCAGCACAGCGAGGCGAUCGUCCAUCACGCGGCAGACCUCGUAGAAUGCACGGGCGGCAACAGCAGGAGACGCGAAGCCGAAGCGGCGCGGGGCGGGCAAGGCGGAGCAGCGCUGCACCGAGCUUGUGGUCGGGUGACAGCGCGAGGGAGGCAGGUCUGGAACAUGGAAUGGGAGGAGAAAGGGGAGUGAAAGGGCGAGGGAAGAAGAAAAGGGUAAAACAGUCCACAAUAACUGACGGUGGUAUGAAAUGAAGAGAUCCGUGCAUCAAAGAACGCAAGAGUUGCUUUGGUCCUUUUUGAAUCCUGAGGGCUGCGCUUACUAGAGGGCAACUACGAGUUAGGAUCUGAGAUGAGGGGGAGACAUGAUGGUGGGCAGAGCAAGAGGCCCAUUGUACUGUGCUGCGUGAUGAUUGUGUGCCUAUGCCUUCUCUUCCUGUAUUUCUCGGGCUCCAAUGGGCAGGUGGGGAGUGCCGCGUUUGAGUACGGGACCAAAUUCUCGCGCUCACUUGGAUGGGGCAGUGAUGAUGGCGAGGAUGGCUCGGAAGAGUCCAUUUUUGGGACUGGGGAUGCGGAUGAUGUUAAGCCCAAGAGCUUCCCUGUGUGUGAUGACCAGCACUCUGAGCUGAUCCCCUGCUUGGAUAGGAACUUGAUAUAUCAGAUGAGAUUGAAGCUGGAUUUAAACCUGAUGGAGCACUAUGAGAGGCAUUGCCCUCCUCCUGAAAGGCGCUUUAAUUGCUUGAUUCCUCCACCACAUGGCUAUAAGGUUCCUAUAAAAUGGCCGAAAAGUCGUGAUGUAGUGUGGAAAGCAAAUAUUCCACACACUCACCUUGCAAAAGAAAAGUCGGACCAGAACUGGAUGGUUGAAGCAGCUGAAAAGAUAAAGUUUCCAGGUGGUGGAACCCAUUUUCAUCAUGGAGCUGACAAAUAUAUAGCAAACAUUGCAAAUAUGCUAAACUUCAAUGAUAACAAUAUAAACAAUGAGGGAAUGCUUCGUACUGUUCUUGAUGUUGGUUGUGGGGUUGCUAGCUUCGGAGGAUAUCUUCUUUCUUCUAAUGUGAUAGCGAUGUCUUUGGCACCGAAUGAUGUACAUCAGAACCAGAUUCAAUUUGCACUUGAAAGAGGGAUCCCUGCAUAUCUUGGUGUUUUGGGAACAAAAAGGCUUCCGUACCCAAGUAGAUCGUUUGAAUUAGCCCAUUGUUCACGCUGUAGGAUCGAUUGGCUUCAAAGAGAUGGGAUUCUUCUGCUCGAACUAGACAGAUUACUCAGGCCCGGAGGUUAUUUCGCUUACUCGUCUCCUGAAGCAUAUGCACAGGAUGAGGAGGAUCGCAGAAUCUGGAAAGAAAUGAGUGCCCUUGUAGAAAGGAUGUGCUGGAAAAUUGCAGAGAAAAGAAACCAGACUGUUAUUUGGGUCAAACCUCUGAACAAUGAUUGCUACAGGAACCGAGCGCCUAGUGCAAAGCCACCUCUAUGCAAAAGUGGUGAUGAUCCAGAUUCGGUAUGGGGUGUGCCAAUGGAAGCUUGCAUCACGCCGUACCCAGAACAAAUGCACAGAGAUGGGGGAACUGGGCUGGCUCCUUGGCCUGCUCGAUUAACGACCCCACCUCCCCGUCUUGCUGAUUUUUAUGUUACUGCUGACACAUUUGAAAAGGAUACGGAAAUUUGGCAGCAAAGAGUAGAAAACUAUUGGAGUUUGUUGGGCCCAAAGGUAAAACCAGACACUAUUAGAAACAUCAUGGACAUGAAAGCAAACUUUGGGUCGUUUGCUGCCGCACUGAAGGAAAAAGAUGUAUGGGUGAUGAAUGUUGUGCCACAUGAUGGACCGAGCACCCUCAAGAUAAUCUACGAUAGAGGGCUGAUAGGCAGCAAUCACAACUGGUGUGAGGCCUUCUCAACCUAUCCUCGAACGUAUGAUCUUCUCCAUGCAUGGACAGUCUUCUCUGACCUCGACAAAAGAGGUUGCAGUGCUGAAGACCUGCUCAUUGAAAUGGACCGUAUUCUUAGGCCGACUGGAUUUAUUAUCGUGAGGGACAAGAGCCCUGUCAUUGAGUUCAUCAAGAAGUACCUCAAUGCGCUUCACUGGGAAGCAAUAACUGUUGUAGAUGCUGAGCCCAACCCUGAAUCAGAGGAGAGUGAAAUGAUCUUCAUAAUCCGGAAGAAGUUGUGGCUACCGGAAGCAGGCUCGCAGGGUUCCUCGUGAUCUUUUCGCUCAAGUUCCCUUUGUGCUCCCAGCAUCUGCAGCUCAGAAGUCAAGGAGUGAGGCUCUGCUGCUCCCCCUGAUACGAUUCAACACCAUCACUCCUGAAAUAGAGUUUGGUUCUUGAUUUCUGGCCCCUCGUGAAAAUAGAUUAUUUACCAGCAUAUGGCAAAUAUGUAGCAGGCUUAGAUAAAAAAAACCUUUUUUUUUGUCUCAACAUAUACUGCAAUUGAUGUUUGUUCUCUAGUCUGGUUAGGAAAUAAACAUUCUUUUUUAUUUUAAUCUUGAGCUUCAUUUAGGUGCUUCACGUCCAUUUAU